Molecule: messenger RNA, 2142 nt
Organism: Aspergillus pseudoviridinutans
Lineage: Eukaryota; Fungi; Ascomycota; Eurotiomycetes; Eurotiales; Aspergillaceae
Product: terpene cyclase/mutase family protein
Exons: 7
Coding region: 1-2142 (713 amino acids)
Biological process (GO): triterpenoid biosynthetic process; ergosterol biosynthetic process
Cellular component (GO): lipid droplet
Molecular function (GO): lanosterol synthase activity
Source: RefSeq, a predicted model, not a curated record
AUGUCGACGAGUGCGCCGACAGAUCCCACGAGAUGGCGUCUCGUUGUGGAUAAGGGUGUUCACCAAUGGCGAUACCUUAGCGAGGUCGACUCGGCACGUCAACCACAGUUCACAGCAGAGAAAUACUUUCUUGGAUUACCCACGGGAUUGCCAUCACUCCAAACCCCGCGCAACUUUCAGCAAUCUGCUCUCAAUGGCUUCCGAUUUUAUCAAAAUCUCCAGCUGAAUGAUGGGCACUGGGGAUGUGGAUAUGGUGGUCCCAGCUUUUUACUUGCCGGUAUAGUAAUAGCGAUGUACAUCACUGAGACCGAAAUACCUCCAGAAUGGAAGGCCGAGAUUAUUCGCUAUCUCUCGAACACGGUCAACGAAGAUGGUGGCUGGGGAUUACACUCUGCUGGUGCCUCGACCGUUUUUGCAACGACUCUCUAUUAUAUUACAUUGCGAAUCUUAGGCCUCCAGCCGAGCCACUCGCUCACCAGCAAGGCGCGCGCCCGUCUACAUGCCCUAGGUGGUGCACUCGGGAUUCCGCAGUGGGGGAAGAUCUGGAUGGCACUGUUAAAUCUUUACAGUUGGGGCGGAAUUAAUCCCAUCCCCCCUGAAUUCUGGUUACUUCCCGAUUGGAUCCCGUUCCAUCCGUGGCGUUGGUGGGUUCAAUGCCGCGUGGUCUAUCUCCCUGUUUCAUACCUAUACGCAAACAAGGUUACGAUACCGUUAAAUCCCCUCAUUGCUAGCCUCCGCCAGGAAAUCUAUACGCAGUCAUAUGAGGAUAUUCGCUUUGAGAAAUACCGGGAUACCGUGGCUCCUACUGACUUGAAGAAGCCACCUUCCGGUCUCCUUCGCGCUGCUAAUACGUGCUUGCGUUUCUGGGAGCGAUAUAUUCGGCCAGACUAUAUUGCUCAGUGGGCUAACGAGCAGGUAUAUGCAUUGAUCCAACGAGAAGACCAGAAUACAUCCUAUAAUUGUUUGGCUCCAGUCAACAAAGCUUUCCAUAUGGUGAGCGUGUGGUACUCAGACGGUGCUAAUAGUUCGCGCAUGCGUCGUCAUCGCGAGAAGAUAGCGAGCUACAUGUGGGUUGGCGAAAAGGGGAUGACCUGCAGUGGGACGAAUGGAGUCCAAGUCUGGGAUACAGCGUUCAGCAUUCAAGCUAUGGUUGAGGCUGGAAUUGCUAUGCUGCCAGAGUUUCGUCCGACACUCGAAAAGGCCUUGGAGUACUUGGACAUCUCUCAAUUAAGGGAAGACUUGGCCGACGAAUACCGUCAGCCUCGGAAAGGUGGCUGGCCUUUCAGCACACGGAACAAUGGUUAUAUUGUAUCGGAUUGUGCUGCGGAAGCGCUUAAGGCCGUAUUAAUGCUUCAAGAAGAGUGCCACUUUGACAAGAUAAUCUCCGAUGACCGUCUGCAGGACUGUGUCGACAGUCUACUGCUAAUGCAGAAUCCCGACGGUGGAUUUAGCAGUUACGAACGUACUCGAUCCAGCACUCUCCUCGAAUAUCUCAAUGCGUCGGAGGUUUUUGACCGUAUUAUGGUUGAGUAUUCAUACCCUGAGUGCACUACGGCAGUAGUCACAGCCUUGUCACUUUUCACUCGUUACUUCCCCAGCUACCGGCCUACUGAAAUCAAUGGAGUCAUUGAGCGCGCGGUGAGAUAUGUUAUAAAAGCACAACGGCCUGAUGGAAGCUGGUAUGGAUCAUGGGGAGUGUGUUUCACCUAUGCAUCGUUCUUUGCCAUGCAAUGUCUGGAACUGGUCAAUCAGACAUGGCAAAAUAGCAGUAACGUCCGCAAGUGCUACAAAUUUCUUCUCAGCAAGCAAAAGGAAGACGGUGGUUGGGGCGAACAUUAUACGUCGUGUGAGCGAGAAGAGUACAUUGACCAUGAGCAAAGCCAGGUAGUAAAUACUGCCUGGGCUUGCUUGGCACUCAUGCACGCACGAUAUCCGUACAAAGAGGAUAUCGAGAAAGGACUUAAGUUAAUUAUGAGUCGGCAGCAGAGAAACGGCGAGUGGUGUCAAGAAGAUGUGGAAGGCGUUUUCAACAAUACAUGCAUGAUCGGUUAUCCCAACUACAAGCUCUAUUUUACUGCAUGGGCCUUGGGGAGAUAUAAUAACGUGUACCUCCCCAUGCUCGAAAGGGAAAGUUAUGGAUAG